AUGGCGUGCGCUACACUUAAAAGGAAUUUGGACUGGGAGUCCAUGGCGCAGUUGCCAGCAAAAAGACGAAGAUGUGCACCUUUUGCGACAUCAUCCAGUACCAGUCCUGGAAUUAAGUUAAAUGAAAAUAAGCCUUCGACAUUUGGAGAAACCGUUAGUGCUCCUGCAAAAUUGACCCCAGAGCGCAUGGCGCAGGAGAUCUGCGACGAGAUAAAGCGGUUGCAGCGGCGGCGUCAGUUGCGGUUGGCGGCGGGUGCCGCGUCGUGCUCGUCGUCCAGUGGCAGCGAAGGCGACGCGUCGCCGCCGCACCGCACCGCGCACACUACGCACGCUGCCCACAAGGUGCACAACCGUGCGCUCUUCACCUUCAAACAGGUGCGCAUGAUUUGUGAGAGGAUGCUUCGCGAACAGGAGGCAGCGCUGCGCGCGGAGUACGAGUCGGCGCUAAGCAACAAGCUGGCCGAGCAGUAUGAGGCGUUUGUGCGCUUCAACUUGGACCAGGUGCAACGCCGACCUCCACCUGCAACCUGCAUGCCACUGGGUAUGGAUGCCGAACACCAUAUGCAUCAGGACCUAGUCCCCAGCUAUCUGUCCUAA
Messenger RNA from Parnassius apollo (apollo), 597 nucleotides. Lineage: Eukaryota; Metazoa; Arthropoda; Insecta; Lepidoptera; Papilionidae. The record is from the annotation of a GenBank genome assembly.